Messenger RNA from Brettanomyces bruxellensis, 2505 nucleotides. RefSeq lists its product as uncharacterized. Lineage: Eukaryota; Fungi; Ascomycota; Pichiomycetes; Pichiales; Pichiaceae. The record is from RefSeq and is a predicted model, not a curated record. The transcript has a single exon. Gene Ontology annotation, molecular function: mannosyl-glycoprotein endo-beta-N-acetylglucosaminidase activity. Gene Ontology annotation, cellular component: cytoplasm. Gene Ontology annotation, biological process: protein deglycosylation. The coding region runs from base 1 to 2505 and encodes 834 amino acids.
AUGUCUUCGAAGCCGGUACAGGCAAUAUACUUCGACUCGUUAGCAGAAUUAUUAACAUGGUAUGAUGACUUAUCAAAAGAGGUGGACUCGGGUCAAACACGAUUGGAUAGAUUUAGGAGAUGCAGUGAGGAUUAUGAUGCGUAUCAGAUCGAGGGUAUCGAUACGGAGGAACCAGUAAAGAGCUUGAAGAUGAAAAGGGAGUUUCCAAAUAAUUGCUCGGCAUCAUUAGCACCAUCAUUGCAUUCUCAUUCAAUCAUAUCCAUACCUCCUUAUUCUUCAUUUUUGAGGCCAAGAUUCAGAUCAGUAAGUAAUCAAUCCACGUCAAGUAUGAGAGCACUUUCCAGAUAUCCAUCGGCAAAGACUAUAUCGAAUCAUGAGAUUGGAAGUGGGUAUCUAAAAGAGAACAUCCACAGACCAAAGGUGAUGGUAUGCCAUGACUUCAGAAACGGGUAUCAGGAUGGCCAGGAUCAAAGUACCAUUGGUUACUAUUCACAUAAGACAGGACAGAGAUAUUUUAUACAGUAUCCACAGUUGUUAGAGUCAUUCAUAUAUUUCAGUCAUCAUAGAAUAAGCAUUCCUCCGGUAUCAUGGAUUAAUGUUUGUCAUAGAAACUGCAUUAAAUGCUUUGGAACAAUUAUCUUUGAAAGCACGGGGUUUUUAACCGAUCUUGAUCGGUUGGUCUCAAAAGCUAGAGAUGGUCAAUUCAUAUAUGUCGAUAUAUUGGUAUCGCUAGUGGAGAGAUUCGGAUUUGACGGCUUUUUGUUCAACAUUGAAGCUAGAUUCAGUAACGAGGAGAUAUCCGCAUUAUUUAUUCCAUUUAUUGAGUGUUUGAAAUCAAGACUACAUACCCUUCAUAAGAAGAAUGAGGUUAUCAUAUAUGACAGCUUUUUGUGUCCACAGAACAAAGUCAAUUACGAAAAUGGCGUUACGAAGUUCAACUACAAUUUAUUUUCCGUUUCGGAUCGUUUUUUCACAAACUACUGGUGGUCAGUGAAACAUCUUCAGAGUAAUUUGAGAAAUGCUGGCAAUCUUGGUGUGCAAAGAAAACUCUUUACAGGCUAUGAUGUUUGGGGUAGAGGUAAUACUAUUGGAAGGGGAGGUUUUGAUACUGGAUCUGCCUGCCAGCUUAUCUCAAAAUACCAGUCUAAUAUUGCAUUGUUUGCUCCUGCAUGGACAUAUGAACAGUUGGGUGCACGAAACUUUAGCACUAAUGAUACGAGAUUUUGGAUCGGCCUUUUUGACGGAGAACUAUCUGUAAUGUCAUCUGUGAAACCUCGAAACUGUCCGGUUUUCAAGUUAAAUCACUCAAGCUUCAUAUUUUAUACGGAUUUUAGCAACGGCCAAGGCACAAACUUCUUUUGUAAGGGCAUUAGAGUUUCAAAUAGACCAUGGGUAGAUGGCUCUUUACAACUAUAUUUACCUCUAACAGUUUACAGAAAUCAAGGCUUAGGUCUGCAAAUGAGUUUAGAAACCCUUGAAUGUUUUCACGGAGGCUCUUCGUUAAAGGUAUGCUAUACUCCGUAUAUUGAAGAAAAACGGAAUGGAUUUCCAGGAUACAAGAUCUUCAGUGAACAACAAGUGAGAGAUUUGCAGCUUUUCGAGUUAAACAGAACAUGCCAGUUUAAUACAGUGGGUGUGCGAGUUAGCUAUAAGUUAGAACAGGGUACAGGGGAGAUAUUUAAACUAAAAAUAAGAUACCAUACGCAGUUGGGCCAUGGUGUGAAAACAAAAACAAUUCGAAAAGGUGUCAUGGUGAUACCAUUUUGCUCGACAAAAGAAAGAUGGUUCACACUUGACAACGUGUUUAGCAUUAAUGUGGGCAUACGGGAAACACUGGUUUUGGAAACGGUGGAAAUUUCUUAUGACAAGCAUAACCUGGGUUUGUGCGUCCACCAUAAGAAGAAUCCAUCAUUUAGUUAUAAAUCUUACGUUGUGGAAGACUCUAUCGUGACCUCUGUGAUUGAUGAUGAACCUUACGAAAAGAUUCUGGAUAACGAUAAAAUAUAUGACAAUGAUGAGGAUGAGGGAUGGGUUUUGGUUCCACGGGGUAUUCCAGGUGCAGAUACUUUGAGUACUACCAAUAAUUCAGUGCCAAGGAGUAUGAAUCCAGAGAUAAAAAUUGGAGAGAUUGCAAUUAUAAACUCCAAUAACUAUCCAAACAAGAAUUUCUUUGGAAUUCAAGGGGUCAGAAAGGUUAGAAAACUUGCAACAGAUGUCGACGGUGACUUGCUUGUUUGGAGUGAAUCUAGUACCAACUUUGUUCUUUACUAUGUGAUUUACAUAAAUGAUAAAUUCCAAGGAACGUCAAAGAUUGCACAAUUUUUCUCCGAAUUUGCUGGUAGAAGUGAUACAACUUCAUCUAUCACUUCGGAGUUGUGCGAUAAGAACUUGGAGGAUUUGGAAAAAUCGGAGAUCAGGAAAACAAGCGGAGCAAUUAUUAAAGUUAGAGUUGACAUUGUUGACAGAUUGGGUGUUGUCCAUGUUGGGGCAGAUUUAUAUAUUUAA